Penicillium alfredii is the source of this 1059-nucleotide messenger RNA. RefSeq names its product D-2-hydroxyacid dehydrogenase family protein. The record is from RefSeq and is a predicted model, not a curated record. The transcript is spliced from 2 exons. Gene Ontology annotation, molecular function: oxidoreductase activity, acting on the CH-OH group of donors, NAD or NADP as acceptor; NAD binding. The coding region runs from base 1 to 1059 and encodes 352 amino acids. NCBI's taxonomy places the organism in Eukaryota, Fungi, Ascomycota, Eurotiomycetes, Eurotiales, Aspergillaceae.
AUGGUCACUCAAGUAGCCGUGCUUGAUGAUUACCACGGUGUUGCCCCUGGGCACUUUGCCAAGUUGGACCCCUCAAUUUAUGUUGUCAAACAUUUUCCAGCAACACUGCCACCGUAUAAUCACCCGGACACAACACAGGCCGAGAGGGAUGAGCUGGCUGAGCGAUUGGAGCCAUUUGAAGUCAUUGCAACAAUGAGAGAGAGAACCCCGUUUCCCAGAGAGUUGAUUGAGCGCCUUCCUCGACUCAAACUGCUUCUGAGCUGUGGUCGUCACAAUAAGGCGAUUGACAUGGAGGCAUGCCACUCGCGGGGUAUACCUGUAACAGGCACAGAAGAUAAACUAGCCAUUGAUACUACGCUGGAACACAUCAUCACCCUCAUCCUCGCGACUUCUCACGACAUUGCGCAGAAUGAUGCAGCUGUGAAGGCCGGAAAAUGGCAGACCAGCUUUGUCACUGGUGUUUCUUACAAAACUCUUGGUCUAGUCGGGCUUGGCCGGCUCGGCAGAUCAGUUGCUCGAAUUAUGAGCCUUGCAUUUGGCAUGAAGAUCAUUGCCUGGAGCCCAAACUUGACUCAGAGCGUUGCUGAUGAGCAAGCGAAAUCUCAAGGGCUACCCGUUGAAGGUCCAGAUGGUGAAAAGACCUUCAAGUUUGUGAGUCGUGGGGAACUUUUCGCGACGUCAGAUGUAGUGAGUGUCCAUCUGCUUUUAUCCGAUCGCACACGGGGCUUGAUCACGACUCAAGACUUGUCGAAGAUGAAGCCUUCGUCUUUCUUCGUGAAUACCUCUCGGGGGCCAUUAGUUGUUGAGGAAGAUUUGCUGGGAAUUCUCAAGGAAGGGAAGAUUAGAGGAGCUGCGUUGGAUGUGUUCAACCUAGAACCCUUGCCGGCGAAUAGUGAGUGGCGAGACUCGGAUUGGGGCACUAAUGGCAAAAGCCAGGUGCUGGUGACACCACAUAUUGCGUUCAUGGAGGAAAGUGUCCUAAACGGAUUUUAUGAGCAGCAGGUUGGGGAAUUGGAGAGAUGGUCGAGGGGAGAGGCGCUCAAGAAGCCUAUUUACUGA